Molecule: messenger RNA, 1182 nt
Organism: Cryptomeria japonica (Japanese cedar)
Lineage: Eukaryota; Viridiplantae; Streptophyta; Pinopsida; Cupressales; Cupressaceae
Product: probable 2-oxoglutarate-dependent dioxygenase AOP1
Exons: 3
Coding region: 340-978 (212 amino acids)
Molecular function (GO): dioxygenase activity
Source: RefSeq, a predicted model, not a curated record
AAUGAUCUGUAAACUAUAAUUUAUAUGAUGAUUCGCCAAAAAGCUUAGCAUCGUAUGUUAGGCAGUGCCGACUAACUUUUUUGCCCUGUGAUUGACAUAUCACAAAUUCAUAGCCACAACUUGGCGGCAGCAGUAUGAGAAGCCUGUGAAAAGAAUGGAUGUUUCACCAUUGUCAACCAUGGAGUUCCGUUGGAUCUUCUCAAAGAUUUGGAGGCCCUUCAUGAGGAACUAUUUGCUCUACCAGUAGAGGUUAAGGAAAGAGCCAUAGUGUACAAUCCGGAUGCUCGUUCUGCUAACAAUGGGACUUUCGAUUUGGAGUGCCUGCCUGAUUUAGCUACAAUGCAGAAAUUGCAUGACAGGCUAUGGCCGGAAGAGGGAAACCCAAAGUUCUGUAACGUCAUGAGGACUUUCAUAUCAAGCAUGACCAAACUGCACAAUAAGAUGAGUAAAAUAUUCCUUGCCAGCCUCAAUCUGGACGUCAAGUCACUAUUCCAUUCUGAUUUUGAGAAGUGCUAUUCUUUUAUGAGUAUAAACCACUACACACCCAAGGACAAAGAAAUGGACGAGGAGGUUAUGCAUCCACAUACAGAUAUCGGCUGCUUCUCAAUGCUUUACACUAACAAUACCCUGGGUCUUCAAGUAAAAUCAAAGGAAGGGAAGUGGUUGGACGUUAUUCCUGUACCUUAUUCAUUUGUUGUUAUGGCAAGCGAUCUCCUCAAGGUAUGGACCAAUGGAAGGUUCCACAGUAUAGAACAUCAAGUUGUUUAUAAAGGAUGGAAGGAACGUAUAUCUGUUGCCUAUGUUGUGCUCUUUUCAGAUGAUCUGCAGAUUUUGGCGCCCUCAGAUCUUGUGGACGAUAAGUACCAACGACGCUACAAGCCUUUCACUUUUCAACCCUUCAAGGAAGCCUAUUAUAUUAACUACAAAACUAAGGAACAAAAUCUUGAGAGAUUCGUUGAUGUAUUUGCAAGCAUAUAAUAUCUCUAAUUUGUCCAUUUCCAUGUAUAAGACCAGGGUCACUGACUAACUGGUAUCUUCCUUCCAGUUUGCAAUUGUUAUGUGUUUUCAACGUUUAGAACAGGCCUCUAGGCCUCUACAUUGGUAUUAUUCCUGCCUGUGUAUUCAUAUCUCUGGGACAUAUCUGCUCCAGGGUCGAGCAAAAUGGAUUAAAACUUUUUCUUA